AUGGGGAGACAAAGUGGAAAGCGGCGUCUUGGCAAGUCGCAUCACCGCUCGUACGCCGAGUUUCGAGUUGGCGCAGACUCCCACCAGGGCUACAUCAUAGAAGCGAUGGUGGAUGUGGGCCAUGUGAAGAAGAUGCCUUGGAACUGCUACACCAGCUCCAGCUGCAUUGCGAGCCACCCCAGCUUCGAGGGCCAUGUGGGAUGCCUCUCCCACCACUACUACGGCCACCAAGUCCACAAGGAGGGAUAUAACUCCAUCGUCUUCAACCCCGGUGAUGGCUAUGAGGUCGUCAUUUGGGACAAGCACCAGGUGAAGUCUAUGCGUCAUAUCUAA
Messenger RNA from Effrenium voratum, 333 nucleotides. Lineage: Eukaryota; Dinophyceae; Suessiales; Symbiodiniaceae. The record is from the annotation of a GenBank genome assembly.